AUGUUUCGGAUCCGAUCGGAUCCGAGACUGUCGGAAUCCAAUGCGAUUCCGUCACCAGGAUUUCAUCGGAUCCGUCGAAUUCCUGUAGGAUCCGAUAAAAUUCUGUAUUGGAUCCGAUGGGGUCCGAGUAUGGGAUUGUUCGACCUGGGUAUUUCAGGUUCGAAAAUAAUAUGUCCAGCUAUUGGAGGAAUCCAUCCAAGGCAUAUAAGUGUUGCAAAAUUAUUUGGUGUCAAAGACGGCUCUAGAUCCUCGAAAUCAUCAUCAGCAUCGUCAAAAGCAUCGAACGACAGAGCGAAACCAAGACCCUGUCUUAUUUGGAAAACACACCCGCUAGUACAAGUGCUAGUGAUGGCCCGAUUCGGAGGCAUGGACGUAACUGACGAUGGAAAUGAUUUCAUGAAGCAUCUGCCACAUGAUAAAUCUUCUUUGGGUUCAUCUUUAUCAUGUACGGGAGCAAUUGGGUGGAACGAAAACUAUUCAGAUAAAAAUUUUUUCAUUCAAAAAUGGAUCAACGAUGCUGCACCGGAUGCUAAUUCCAUUCAUCGUGAUAUAAUUUCAUCGGACGACAGUGAAAAUGAUAUUUUGCUAAACAAUGAAUCACUGUUAUCAUCAAUUUUUGGAACAGAAUGA
Adineta ricciae is the source of this 630-nucleotide messenger RNA. NCBI's taxonomy places the organism in Eukaryota, Metazoa, Rotifera, Eurotatoria, Adinetida, Adinetidae. The record is from the annotation of a GenBank genome assembly.